AUGUCUUUUCUUUCCUUGCCUCCUGAACUCAUUUGUCUUAUCGCCAGCUUGUUACCGCGGGACGAAGAUAGAUUAUCCCUCAUUAGAGACGAUAUUCAACAUUUACUGUCACGCAAUGCUGAUGCGAAUACCAAAUUCGAGUCCUUUGACAUAAAAUAUAUGGAUAUAGCCUUUGACAGCGAGACGCUCUUGCUCAUUGCCAUGGAAGCUGGUCCCACAGAGAUUGUUGAGCUGCUUCUACAACACGGAGCCAACCCAAACGACGGAAAAUUUAUGCCACCAUUGGGGCGUGCUGCUAGUCGGGGGGAUAACCACCAUACCAAGUUACUCAUUCAGAGCGGAGCUGAUGUGAAUCAAAUGGGGAUGGGUAAGAUAACACCGCUGGCCUCUGCUGUGAUCAAUAGAAUCAUGGAACGAAGUCCCAUUCAGCCCUCUCAACACAAGCAGGAGGGGUUGAAGAGCGAGACCGAGUUCGUGGCUGUGAUUCAGUUGCUGCUCGAUUCUGGCGCUGAUCCGAACCACCAGAUUUAUAGAUUCAUGCCGCUGCUCUAUUACAUGGUCUAUCUAUCUCCGUCGUUUAAUGUUACCGUAAUAAAAAUGCUGCUUGAGCAUGGAGCAGACGUGAAUUCAAAGACAUCAGAUGGAGAUACGCCUCUGCAUGCCCUUAUGCAUAGCUGCACCAAAUUACCCGAUACAAGUGUUAUCCAGCUGUUUUUGCAACAUGGUGCGAAUGUGAAUGCACAAAACCAUCGCGGCUGGACUCCUCUACAUUCUGCGGCUUUCUAUGACGCAGUAGAUUCCAAAAGCCUCGCAAAAGCAUGCGCGGGCAUAAAACUACUCCUAAUCCAUGGCGCUGAUCUCCAAUUGAGGGAUUGUUAUCUGAGCAUUCCAUUUCACAAUUUACAAAAGAAGUAUUCCCUUCAUGACAUGAUGGAACGCUAUGAUGUCAUUAAGCUUCUAUUGGAAGCUGGGCCACAAUUUUGCAAAGAUUGUGGCGCUAACAUCAUCUCUGACUUUUUAGACUGGGAAGCAAAAGGACAAAAAUGGUUUAGGAAACGCGUGAUACAAGCGAUAGAGCUAUUGAUAAAGCACGGAGCUCAAGCGGAUGAGAGAGCAGCCAAGUUCUAUACCUAG
Penicillium soppii is the source of this 1134-nucleotide messenger RNA. RefSeq names its product ankyrin repeat domain-containing protein. Gene Ontology annotation, molecular function: protein binding. NCBI's taxonomy places the organism in Eukaryota, Fungi, Ascomycota, Eurotiomycetes, Eurotiales, Aspergillaceae. The transcript is spliced from 2 exons. The record is from RefSeq and is a predicted model, not a curated record. Bases 1 to 1134 code for a protein of 377 amino acids.